Molecule: messenger RNA, 5634 nt
Organism: Syngnathus acus (greater pipefish)
Lineage: Eukaryota; Metazoa; Chordata; Actinopteri; Syngnathiformes; Syngnathidae
Gene: tnks1bp1
Product: tankyrase 1 binding protein 1
Exons: 11
Coding region: 274-4887 (1537 amino acids)
Source: RefSeq, a predicted model, not a curated record
AGCUCUCCGAGCCCAGGGAGUGCGGCGGAGGAGGAGGGCAGGGAGUGUUUAGAGGCGUCCACACAUUGUGACGCCUCCUUGGUGGGAAUGAGGAAAAAACAACGAGAAGCAGACGAGACGGUGGAGAAUCACGCAAGUUUAUUUUUACCGUUCAUAAAUUCUUCCCACGGCCUUCAUUCGGACCUAUCUAAAUGAUCGCGUGAAGGGACUGCAUCUCUCUACUAAAGCAAGUGAGCAGCGAGUGAAAAGAGGGCAGGCAAACAAAGAAACCCAAUGAUGCAGAGCACAGUUGACUCGUCGCAGGUGAUAGACGUCUCACAAUCCAAGCCCUCGCUCCCUCCCAAGCCUCGACUUGCUCCCAAGCCUUUCUCACCACAAAAUAACACGAUUCACGCCGUAAAUGCUCCAAACGUUGUUAAUGUUUCCGCCAAGGACAAGGCUGGAAAGCCCGUGGCUAAAACCGCCCCUAAACCCUCCCUGACCAAACCGGCACCAAAACCACCUCAGCAAAAGUCCACAAGUGUCAAUACAAAGGUGCAAACCAAACCAUCCAAAGCUGAAAACAAACCGCUGGUAGAUCAGAAAGAAGUUACCAAAACGAACCACAAAACCGAGACGCAGGUGAUAACAAACGCUAAACCGAAUGAUGUUGGAAAGAAUGAUGACAAAUCUCCAGCGACCAAGAUCCAAAAGCCUGAAGAAUCAGAAGACAAUGAUUCCUUAAAAAACAAUGAAACAUUUCUGUGGGGUGGAACCAGGAAGCGCUUGUCGGUGGAGCUGACCUCCAAAUUUAACUCUGGUGGUAUCCCUCUACCCAAAGACCUCAGCAGAUCGGCAUCUAUAAGCAAAGGAAAAGAAAAUGCAAACCAGCCAAAACCGAUAAUUCCAGAGCCGUCCACCACCGAAAGUAAUGACGCUAAUCUGGUGGAAGACGGCAGCGAAGGUGGAAGCAUUAAACGCCGGAUCAGUCUUUUAUUCGACUCUAAGUCAAAGCCAGAGGUUGCUGUAAAGCGAGUGCAGCCCGAGUUUGUAAAUGAAACAGCUGGUGUCAAGGAGAGAAUCAAAAACUGGACUCAGGAAACCAGCCCAGGUCCACCAACUGUGCCAACAUUAGAGAAGACUCCAAAAUUACCAGCUGCUUCUGAAAGAGGAAGCAUAUCGCCUGACACAACUGAAAAACGUCGAACAGAACAACUUCACACAUCGGAGUUGGACCACACAACAUCAGCAGAAGAUGAUGAGGAGGAGGAGGAGGAUGACGAAGCGCCUCUUGCCGUGGGAGCGAAAGCUGAAAGCAAAUCAGCGGAAGAAAUGCUUAAGAGCGAGAGCGAGAACGAGGACAUCAGUGAGGUGGAACAAUUAAAACAUUUGGAAUUUGAAAAAAGGCGAAAAGCUGAGGAAGCUGAAAUGAAAAUAUUCCAGUUGCAGGAGGAGAAGAGACAAAUGGAGGAGGAAGAAGAAGCCAGGCAUAUUCGAGAAGAGGAGAGCAGGCUGGAAGUAGAGAGAGAAAGACUUCGGCUUAAGAGGAAAGAAGAGGAGAGGCAAAGAAGGGAGGAACUGGAGAAAGAGAGGUUGAGGGAAGAGGAGAGGAAGGAGGAGGAGAAAGAAAGAUUGAGACUGAAAAGGGAACAAGAGGAGAAACGGCGAAGGGAGGAAAUUGAGAGGGAAAGACUCAGGGAAGAGGAGAGGAGGGAGGUUGAGAAAGAAAGAUUGAGGCAAGAAGACGAGAGGAAGAGGGAGGAGGAAGAAAGACCGAGACUAAAAAGGGAAGAAGAUGAGAAGCAGAGAAGAGAAGAACUGGAAAAGCUAAGAGAGGAGGAAAAGAGCGCAGAGAUGGAAAGGAUGAGAGUGAAAAAUUUGAAAGAGGAGAAGCAGAGAAGGAAGGAACUGGAGAAAGAAAGCCUGAGAGAAGAGGAGAGAAGGAGGGAAGAGAGAGAAAGAUUGAGGCUAAAGAGAGAAGAAGAGGAGAAUCAAAAAAGGGAGGAACUGGAGAAAGAAAGGCUGAGGGAAGAGGAGGAGGAGAAAGAAAGAUUCAGACUGAAAAGGGAACAAGAGGAGAAACGGCGAAGGGAGGAAAUUGAGAGGGAAAGACUCAGGGAAGAGGAGAGGAGGGAGGAAGAGAGAGAAAGAUUGAGGCUAAAGAGAGAAGAAGAGGAGAAUCAAAAAAGGGAGGAACUGGAGAAAGAAAGGCUGAGGGAAGAGGAGGAGGAGGAGAAAGAAAGAUUGAGACUGAAAAGGGAACAAGAGGAGAAACGGCGAAGGGAGGAAAUUGAGAGGGAAAGACUCAGGGAAGAGGAGAGGAGGAAGGAGAUAGAAAGGAUAAAACUCAAGAAGUUGGAAGAGGAGAAGCAAAGAUGGGAGGAAUUGGACAAAGAAAGGCUGAGAGAAGAGGAGAGAAGGAGGGAGGAAAUAGAAAGAUUGAGGCUCAAGAGGGAAGAAGAGGAGAGACAGAUAAAGGAGGAAAUUGAGAGAGAGAAACUGAGGGCAGAGCAGCAAAGAAGGGAGGAGAUUGAAAGACUCAAGUUGAAGAGGGAAGAAGAGGAGAGACAGAGAAGGGAGGAAUUGGAGAGGCUAAUGGAAGAGCAGAUAAGGAAGGAGGAGAUAGAAAAAUUGAGACUGAGAAGGGAACAAGAGGAGAAACGGCGAAGGGAGGUAAUUGAGAGGGAAAGACUCAGGGAAGAGGAAAGAAGGAAGGCGGAGAUAGAAAGAAUACGACUCAAGAAGUUGGAAGAGGAGAAGCAAAGAUGGGAGGAAUUGGAGGAAGAAAGGCUAAGAGAAGAAGAAAGAAGGAAGGAAGAGAUAGAAAGAUUGAGGCUGAAGAGGGAAGAAGAGGAGAGACGGAGAAGGGAAGAAUUGGAGAAGGAAAGGCUUAGGGAAGAAGAGCGGAGGAGGGAGGAGAUACAACGAUUGAGACUAAAGAGGGAAGCAGAGGAGAGACAGCGGAGAGAAGAAUUGGAGGACAGACUCAGGGAAGAGGAGAGAAGGAGAGAGGAGAUAGAAAGAUUGAGGCUACGAAGAGAACAAGAGGAGAGACAGCGAAGGGAGGAAUUGGAGAAGGAAAGGCUCAGGGAAGACGAGAGAAGGAGAGAGGAGAUUGAAAGAUUGCGAGUGAAGAAGUUGGAAGAGGAGAAGCAGAGAAGGGAGGAACUGGAGGAGAAGCUGAGAGAAGAGCAAAGAAGGAGGGAAGAGAUAGAAAGAUUGAGGCUCAAGAGGGAAGAGGAAGAGAGACAGAGAAUGGAGGACCUGGAGAGGGAAAGACUGAGGGAAGAGGAGAAACGGAGGGAAGAGAGAGAACAAUUGCGGCUGAAGAUGGAAGAGGAGGAGAGACUCAGAAGCGAAGAGUUGGAGAGGGAGAUUCUCAGGGAAAAGGAGAGGAGGAGGGAGGAGAUAGAAAGAUUGAGGGUAAGGAGGGAAGAGGAGGAGAGACAGAGAAGGGAGGAAUUGGAGAGGGAAAGACUGAGGGACGAGCAGCGAAGAAGGGAAGAGAUUGAAAGACUCAAGUUGAAGGUGGAAGAAAAUGAGAGGCUGAGAAGGGAGGAAUUGGAGAGGGAAAGACUGAAGGAGGACGUGAGCAGGAGGGAGGAGAUGGAAAGGCUCAGGCUCCAGAUGGAAGAAGAGGAGCGACAGAGACGUGAGGAAUGGGAGCACAGGAAAGAGGAAUCGAGGGUGGCACAAGCCCUGAAGGAGGAGCAGUCGAGGACGCGACGCAAGAUGGAGAUGAAAAUGCAACAAAAGGGAGACCUGGAGAGGAUGAGGGGGGAAGAAGAGAGAAGGUGGCAGCAAGGCGUCGAUGACAACGACCCUAAAUAUUUGCCUCCGACUACCGGCAUGGUUUAUGACAACUUCUCGGUCGUUGGGACGAAGCCUGCGGUGGACGUCGGACAUUUUGAUGAUUUUUCAGUCAAGCCAACUCGAUGGGGCUCACAGCCUAAAGUGGACGUUAACACGCGGGACACAACAGUGGACAUUCUGAUGUCGCGCAACGUCGGCGCUCGGGAGAGAGAUAUACGAGACAGAGUGAGGGUCGAAGGGCGGGUUGAGCCAAAAUCAACCUUGGCCUUUCCGGAGGCGGAGGAGGACCACCGAGAGCCAGAAGAGGAGUCUCAAGAACAAGAGCAAGAGUUACCACAGAUCGGAGGCAGAUAUUACAGGCAUGAGGAUCCUGACAGCAGUUAUCGAGCACUUGGACAUGGUGAAGACACAGACGCGUUGAUAGAUGUGGAGGCAGACAGGCCGCAAGCAGCCUAUGAAUGGAGACCUAAAACUGACAGGACUGCUUUUCAACCAAGUCCCAAGUCUUUCACUGAUUCGUUCGCUGAGGCCUCUAACGAUGUUGAGACACCCGAACUUUUGCUGUCUCCUUUCCCUGAGAGCUCCACCCCGCUCCUCGACACCAGUGCACAGAAAUCCAGGGUCAACCUGGGCAAGAGGCGCACCCGAUCGCAUCCAUCACGUUCAAAUCGCUCGCAACCAUCUGUGGUAGAGACUCCGGAUUGGCGGUCUUGUGACUCCACAGAAGGCGGGCAAAUGGAGUCCGACUCAGAGGAGGAACAACCAAAACAAAGGAUACUCUCUUCUCCGUCUGUCUCCAGAAAGGUCCCUGUCUUUCCUGGUGUGAGCCCAUCAAGCCUCAUUGCUCAGAUGAAAAAGAGAGCAGAAGGACGAGAAGAGACUGAAGAAGAGAAGGAAAGUCCAAAUGAUGAAGUGGUGCCAUCUCCAUCUCAAGUGCCUCGCUCUCCCCGCCCUCCCCGCUCCGCCGCCCAGCUUGCUGGAGCUGCACGAGUACUUCCACCCAUAGGCGCCACAGAUGGAGGUGCGGUCCCUCCGACUUGGCUGAAAGAGCUGAAGUCUAAAAAGCGUAUCAGUCAACAUGAAGGGGAAUGGUAGCUGAGUACCAUGUGGCAGGAACCACCGUGCAAUCGGGCCGAAUCCAUCCAUGUCAAAUGUUUGUGCCAAGAAACACUUCACCAGGGUCUAUAUUUUGCACUUAGGUGCCUUAUUUUGUACAUUUGAACCAGAUAUGAUAUGUACACAAUGGAAUUCAGAAUUCUUUUGAGGCGGAAUACCUAAGUCGUCACAAAUGUUUUGCUAAGGUUGCGUGUCAUUUUAUACCAAGUACAUGUUUGACCUAAUGCUGCAAAGUCAACUAGUGAUUGUCAGCAUGAGAUAAAUUGAGUCUUUUUUUUCUUUUCUUUUUUCAUUCUGUUCUUCUUUGUUGUCAACUUCUAUUGACUGGGACCGAUGCCAUUGCUGCAGGCAAAUAGAAUCACUCGUGUUGUUGAUAGAAAUCACCCCUUGUAAUUAUUUGUAAUUAGAUAUCUUAAGGUGAAAUCUUUGCACUUAAAAACAAUAUGGGUCUGUAAACCCUUUAUUUUCUUCUACACAUAGAAGCAACCAGACAAUCAUUUUCCUUCCUUUCAGAAUACAAUAAACUCAUCCAAACACCUCAUGAAAACAUCGUGAGCUUGCAGGAAACGGAGGAAUGCUCUUAUGCUACCGCACUGUGUGAAUAUGUCGAUCUACUUGAGAUUUUUUGAAGUGCCUUUGUUUACUAAAUAAAAAAAAAAAAAGACCACCGGUCAUUACUGUAAUAUGCAAUGUGUUGCAAUUUAUUAAAAGCUUUUCUAUCAAAUA